This is a messenger RNA of Cyphomyrmex costatus, 2639 nucleotides long. Its product is annotated as angiotensin-converting enzyme 2. Lineage: Eukaryota; Metazoa; Arthropoda; Insecta; Hymenoptera; Formicidae. Bases 359 to 2524 code for a protein of 721 amino acids. Gene Ontology annotation, cellular component: plasma membrane. The transcript has 13 exons. The record is from RefSeq and is a predicted model, not a curated record. Gene Ontology annotation, molecular function: peptidyl-dipeptidase activity; metallopeptidase activity. Gene Ontology annotation, biological process: proteolysis.
CGCGGCGAUCAGCGGCAAUACACAGCCUGGACUGUACGUCCGAGCGGGUGACGGCGACGUCAAAGUACGGAUAUAUUUUUCGAUAACGUGACACAUACCGCCUGGGCCUAUUAAGCUUCAAGCGCCGCGCGAGUGCAUGAGUCCCGUCAAUCAGUGGACCCUCCUCUCUCUCUCCUUCGACGACUAAUCGUUUGACGUACUUUGACCACCGUGAGACAAUCCUUUCUCUUUGUCGGCUCUCGUUGCUCACAUAUUCGGACAUUCGGACCAUUUCUGUUUGACGUGUGUUUCGGAGCGAAAGCGACGCUGAGACGUGGGAAUCAACGGCGCUCCACGGACGCCCGUAAAGACUAAAGAGAUGUUAUCGAAAUGGAGUUGGAUUGUUUUUAAUCUUAUUGUCUAUGUAACCACUGCCCCACACAAAGAAAUUUUCUUGGAGGAUGAAGCUAAAGCUUUUUUCGAACUAAUCGAAUUAGAUUAUGAAGAUGUAUGUUACAACAUUGCCGAUGUUCAGUGGUCAUUUAUCUUGUCACCUUCCAAUAAAACACUGUCAAUGUGGGAGAUACAGCAAAAUAAUUAUACAGAAUUUACGAAAACGCGAAAAAAUGAAAUAAUCGAUAAAAUAAAAGAUACAAAAGAACAGCUGAAGUCAUCUCUUCAAUACAAAUAUGACAUGAUUGAGAAACCUGGUGACACGUUACUAAAAAACGAAGAUUGGAAGAAGUUUAUACAUUUUGCUGGCAUCGUGGAAUUGCAGCGAUCAAUUAUUAAUUAUAUUAAUAAAUCGCAAAACUAUUCACGGGAAGGUAUGGAAUACUUACUCUCUCAUAGUAGAAAACUAGAAGAUAAACAAACAGCUUGGAAUUCUUGGUAUCGCCAAUUUAUACCAUUAAUAACAAAUUAUUCAAACAAUUUGCUACUCGUUGCCGAAGCCGCAAAACAAAACGGUGUCGAAAGUGUUGAGGAAUAUUGGGAAAUGUUGUCAGGAUAUUCUGGCGGAUACGACAAAAUAAUUAGUGAGUGGAGUCGGAUUAAUAAUCUUCACAAGAAGAUUGUAAAAUUUAUCGGUACAAACUUGGCUCGAAAGUACAAUGUUACUAUAAAUGAUACACUUCCGGCUUAUUUACUUGAUAGCUUACAAGGAUACAAUUGGGCAGAUAUAUCAUCAGAUGCGUUACCCUACUCAGAGUUAGUCUAUGAUCUCAAGAAAAAUCUCUGGAGGAAGAAAUAUGUAGGAAAAUCUCUAUACAAGAUUGCGUCUAGUUUGGGAUCAUUACUAUUGAAACAAGUCCCGCAAGCAGAAUUCUGGGAUAAGAGUGAAUUUAAUCAACAGUGUCCAUCUAGAUUGUUAAACUUUUGUCGAGAUGGUACAAUGAGAGUUUCUACUUGUUCCAAAGCCACAAUAAGCAAUUUCUUGAUAGCACAUGAAGAUGUUGGUAAAGUACUAUUUAAUCAAAUGACCAUAGAAAACACUCCAGUUCUUGAUACAGUAAACAGAUAUUCAGGAUUAGAAGAAGGUAUAUCGACACUAUUUGGAAUACUAUCGACAAGUCCUGCAUGGCUCAAUCAUACUCAUUUAAUGAAUAGUAAAGAUAAUGAGGAACGAAUGAUUGUAUCUUUAAUGAUAACUGCUUUAAAUAUACUCCCACGAUUAACAUAUUAUUACUCCGCUGAUUUAUGGAGAUUAAAUGCAAUUCGAGAAAAUAUUACAGAGCCUACAGACUUGAUAACAUCUUGGUGGAAUUAUAGGCAAGAAUAUGAAGGUAUUUCUUCUACUGAUACUGAUUACCCUACCUUCAUAGACGAUAGUCACAUUGUUAGAAAUAAACCAUAUCUUUCCAAAAUUCUUGGAAUAAUGCUAUCUUUUCAAUUAUAUGAAUAUAACAUGGAUUCAACAGAAAUUAGAUAUAAUUUGGAUGGGAAAUUAAUAAAUAACAAUAUAAUAAAAAUGAUUCAACAUAGUGGAGCUUGCGAGUGGCAGGAUACUCUAAAUAAAUUCGUUGACAUAGACGAUAUAUCUGCGGAUGCGCUUAUUCAGUAUUUUACACCACUAGAAGAAUUUAUUGAAGAAAACGAAGAAAAUUUCGAAUACAAAUCUGGAGCGACAGCAGAGAAAGAACUUGAAGAAUUGGAGAAACGUAUCUUGCGAGAGAUCAACACUCCUACAACGCCUCCGACUACCACACACAGAAUAACAACACAAGCAACAUCAUACAAGAUAACAAGUAACUCGAAAAAUAUGCAAUCAAAAGUAGAAAAAUCUUUGGAAUCUAAAUCGUCUAUAUACGUGGAAGAUAAGUCGAAAAAUUCUGGGUCCGACUUCACAACUCAAAUCUCUUUUAAUGAAGCAUCGUUGGUGCCCGAUAUUUCGAACGGCACAGAAAAUAGCACGCCAAAGAUUAGUACUAGUAAAGCGGUAUGGGCCAUAAGCGCAGUUCUCGUUGCGAUAAUAGUCAUCUGUAUCAUUGCGAUUUUUGGAAGACGAAGAUGUCGUAAAACGCCAAAAAAUAGACGAUACGUUUAGUGGUAUACAUUUUUGUUAAACAUAUUUAUUUUUCGCAUUUAGGUAAUAAGAGAAUUUGAUCAUGUAACUUAUUAUCGCAACAAUUUCUCUGAUUAGGGAAUUAUUUUCUAAUUGU